AUGCGUUUUCUACAGAUCGGGCCAAAAUUCUUACGUUCAAAUGUGAAUCAAGCCGAAAAAAAGCGAUCCGAGAUGAUCUCUGAUCCAAACAUAUGUUUUGAAUUUGAUGCUAAAUUACCAGUUCAAACUAUUUUAAAAAUUCAAUUAUGGGAUUGGGAUAUGACAAGUGCAAAUGAUAUGAUUGCAGAAACAAAAAUUGAUCUUGAAAAUCGUUGGUUUUCACGUCAUCGAGCCACAUGUGGAUUACCAAAGCGUUAUGAUAGUGUUGGUUACAAUUCUUGGCGUGAUACAAAAAAGCCAGCAACAAUUUUAAAUGGAUUAUGUCGUGUAGCCAAUAUAGCAUUACCUGUAUAUACAUCGGAUUUUAAAUCAUUAGCUAUACAUGAUAAAAGAUUUGAUUGUGAUAAAGAAGUAUGGGAGUUUGCUUCAAAACAAAGUAGUGCACAAGAAUUGUCAUAUCGUAAAGUACACCAUGAAUCACCAACAGAAUAUAUAAAACAAAAUACAGCAUUAGCAGCAUUACAUAAAUGGUCAGAAAUUGAUCCGAAAGGUGCUCUCGUUAGUGAACAUAUUGAAAUUCGUAGUAUUUUUAAUCCACAAUGGCCAGAUAUUGAACAAGGAAAAUUAGAAAUGUGGCUUGAUUUUUUUCCUGCUUCUCGACCACCUGUUGGUCCUCCAAUUGAUAUUAUACCGCCAAAACCGAUAAAGUAUGAAUUACGUGUAAUUAUAUUUAAUACGGAAGAUGUUGAAUUAUCAGAUGAAAAUAUUUUAACGGGUGAAAAAAUGAGUGAUAUUUAUGUGAAAGGAUGGAUUCUUGGUGAUAAACUUGAUGGUCAAGACACAGAAACACAUUAUAGAUCAUUAACCGGUGAAGGUAAUUUUAAUUGGCGUUUUAUAUUCAAUUUUGAUUAUUUGGAUAUUGAAGAUAAAAUUGUUUAUGAUGCCAAAGACUCUGUAUUUCAAGUUGGUUCUGUAUUAAAAAAAAUUCCACCUCGAUUAGUUCUAAGAGUAUAUGAUGCUGAUUUAAUAUCAGAUGAUUUUCUUGGUGAAUGUAUAUUAGAUUUAACAAAUAUACCGUUAGGUGCAAAAUCAUCUAAAGCAUGUAAAGGCACAAUGUUAACUGAACCACACAAAGGAAUAAGACGAAAUUUGUUUGAAACAAAAAGAAUUGCAGGUGAGUUUUGUUUAAGAAAUUGA
Molecule: messenger RNA, 1197 nt
Organism: Didymodactylos carnosus
Lineage: Eukaryota; Metazoa; Rotifera; Eurotatoria; Philodinida; Philodinidae
Source: the annotation of a GenBank genome assembly